Messenger RNA from Anopheles funestus (African malaria mosquito), 1694 nucleotides. Its product is annotated as ninjurin-B-like. Gene Ontology annotation, biological process: cell adhesion; tissue regeneration. NCBI's taxonomy places the organism in Eukaryota, Metazoa, Arthropoda, Insecta, Diptera, Culicidae. Gene Ontology annotation, cellular component: membrane. Bases 978 to 1514 code for a protein of 178 amino acids. The record is from RefSeq and is a predicted model, not a curated record. The transcript is spliced from 2 exons.
CAACCAUCAUCUCCACAGCUCCACACGAUUCCCUCUUCUUGCACGAGAUUACGCAUUGUUCAGUGCUGCAUCAAAUGAUUGCAAGCUUAAAAAUCCCACCCAGAUGCUUUUCCAUCGUGUACAGCACCAACCGGCGUCUGAGGAUGGAAACGUUCUAGUGCUUUAUCAGGGGGAUCACUUUUUCGCUCUACUUUCUGCGUUCGUGCGAAGAUGACUCUCAUCUCGUACCGUUCAGUUGCUGUUCAGAUAUUGUGCGUGCAAGAAACCUUUUCCAAGUUUGUCGUCAUCCUAAUGCACUACUACUACUAUUCACGCUGCCUGACAGUGCUUCUGCUACUAGCAUUAGAAAUAGUUGUGUAAAUGUCACAGAUCAUACGGAAUCGUCGUUACAGUCAAACUACGAGUGAUAGAAUUAACAAAACUGUAUAAUGUAUCCACCGUAACCACAACCGCAAUGUACAACACACGAAAGCCAUCGUUGAUAAUCGUUGCGUUAGGAUUCUAAUAAGAAAACAUGUAGUUUAAACGAUAAUUGCAAUAAAACAAAAACAAAACCCCAAAACAGAACGUUAUCACGGCCGCCCAGAAUUGAUUCGGAAUGGGUGAGCAAUUUUUUUGUGUCGCUACUUACGAUGGGUGCUCCAGUGCGACAGUUUUACUUUCCUACUGUACAGUCGUAACAUAGCUGUGUCGCGAAUCGGAAGUGCGUAGAAUUGGGUGCUGUGUGUGAGUGGAAGUGCAAUGAGAUGUUGAUAAUCGGUUGAUGGAAUGUGCUGUGCUAUUUCUCAAGGGUGCAACCACGAUCAUUGUGUGCGAUUACGGGCGCUUGUGUGAAGCAAACUGUGUGUGAGAGAGAAACAGAAGAAGCGUCACUAUAUUUGGAAGCUAUAAAUAACGGUGUGAUUGUGUAAAAGUGUGAUCUUUACACUUUUGGCUAAAUAAAAGUGAUCGUUCGAUUGCUAGAUCGAUUGUUGUCGAUGAGUAUGACAGAACCUAUCCGCACUAGUACACUACUUACUCCGAUCGAUGAAACGUCAGCGGAGAACACUAACGACAGCUUGAUCGAGAUGGCUCCAUUCAAUCAGGCAGAGAUACGCGAUAAAGAUCACGUCGAAAUGCGAUCGGUUAACAAUCUUGAGGACGGUGCGAUCAGUGUAUCGGAGGUGGACGGUAGACGCAAGACACGCUCGAGCCAGACACAGUCGUACGACAUACACAAGGGAAUAGCUGCUAGUGCCAUGGACAUUUCGCUGCUGACUGCGAACGCCAACCAGCUGCGUUUGUUGAUGACGUACAACGAGAAGUCACACACGUACAUUGCCUGCAUAGCGUUGGUCAUUACCUCGCUUGUGUUGCAGAUUUUUGUGGCUAGCGGUGUUAUCAUUGUGAAGAGCUACCCAACAUCCAAACCGAACCAUCGGAUCUAUCAGCUGAAGGUGUGCACCUCCAUCAUGGUGUCGAUCAUAACGGUGAUAAACAUCCUAGUGGCGUCGUUGGUUAUUACCGACAAAUAGUGUACAUCCACGUCCAGCAACGUACCAUCCACGUGUCGGAUGGAUUAGCCAUUGUAAACUGCUUAACUAGUAGCACUAACGCCAUUGGCGCUAUUGCUUAAUUGUGAUUCAAUUCCACCCCUAGCUUUAAGGCCACUUCCUUGCGAUAAUUAACGUUCUUUUGCACGCACAGAGCAUCGU